Molecule: messenger RNA, 2644 nt
Organism: Neogale vison (American mink)
Lineage: Eukaryota; Metazoa; Chordata; Mammalia; Carnivora; Mustelidae
Gene: SRL
Product: sarcalumenin
Exons: 7
Coding region: 1-2454 (817 amino acids)
Molecular function (GO): GTP binding
Source: RefSeq, a predicted model, not a curated record
AUGAGGACGCUGGUCCUGCUCUGCUGCUUUGUGGCCUCGCUCCUGCUCCCAGGACAAACAGAACGGCAAGUUUCCGCUUCGGGUGGCACGGAAGAUGUUGGCAAUUUGUUGGAGAAUCAUUUCUCUGCUGGAGAAGCAAGUCUAGAGGAGAAGGAAAGGGCGCUUUAUGCGGAGGCGGCCCCUCAAGAGAAGACCCUGCUCCUUCACUCCCCGGAUGGCAGGGAGGCUGAGAGCUCGGAGCAGACAGCCGCUGGGUCACCUGCCAGCGCCAGCCCGGGCCCUGGUCCCGAAUCCAGCCUCUCCAAUGCCUCAGCCUCAGAGUCAGCUGCCCCCAGGGACCCUGCGGGAUCCGGGGAGGAAGAAGCGGGCCCACCCAGAGCCAGCAUCCUUCCAGCAGAAGGAGAGGGCAGGCCUGGGGAAGAGCUGGGACUGGGAGAGGGCCCAGGACAGGAGGGGGCUGCCGGGGCGGCUGAAGGGCAGGCUGGGAGUGGCGCAGUCCCCGAGGAAGCUGAGGAGGUUCUAGGGGACCACCCCGCACAGGGGGCAGCAGGAGGGACUGCGCAACCAGAAGGCUUGGGAGCCUCUCCUGCCUUGGAGGUCAUGGAGGUCCACGCCCCUAAGACACAACAGGACAGCCCAGGGCGUGAUCAGGAGCCAGAAGUGCCAGAUGGAGGCUUGGACAUGGACACAGAAACCAAGGAGGGAGCCGAGGACCAGGGGGAGCCCAGCCCAGUCUCAGAGACCAGCCAUGCACGGAGCUCUGAGGCGGGGGACACCCAGGAGGACCACCCCCCUGAGGCCCAGGCCCCAGGGCUGACCGAGGAGGUCCUGGACGAGGCCUCCUCUGAAGAAGAGAGUGGUGACCACAGUGGAGGCGAGGAAGGAGGAGGAGCGCCAUCUGAAGAAUCUGAGGAGGACAGUGGCGAUGGGGAGAGUUCAGAAGAAACUGGGGGUGCCUCAGAGGAAGCCAGGGAACCCCAGGAAGCAGCAGGAACCAUGAGCCCUGGAGAUGAGGGGCCCCAGCUGAGCUCUGAGGAAUUGAAUACAGGACCGGAGGGGGAAGAGGCAGAGGAGCCUAAGGAGGGGCCUCAGGAAGAGGCAGAGGAUGUGAGUGAAGAAGCCCAGAUGAGGGACCGUUCCCACAUCGAGAAGACUCUGAUGCUGAGUGAGAACAAGCCAGUGGAUGAUUACUCUGUGGUGCUGCAGCGGCUUCGAAAGAUCUACCACUCCUCCAUCAAGCCCCUGGAGCAGUCAUACAAAUACAACGAACUUCGGCAGCACGAGAUCACAGAUGGGGAGAUUACUUCCAAGCCCAUGGUGCUAUUCCUGGGACCGUGGAGUGUUGGCAAGUCCACCAUGAUAAACUACCUCCUCGGCUUGGAAAACACUCGCUAUCAGCUCUAUACAGGUGCUGAGCCCACCACCUCUGAGUUCACCGUCCUCAUGCACGGACCCAAGCUGAAAACCAUCGAGGGUAUCGUCAUGGCUGCAGACAGUGCCCGGUCCUUCUCACCCCUCGAGAAAUUUGGCCAGAAUUUCCUAGAGAAGCUGAUUGGCAUUGAGGUUCCCCACAAACUUCUGGAGCGAGUCACUUUCGUGGAUACACCAGGCAUCAUCGAAAACCGCAAGCAGCAAGAAAGAGGUUACCCCUUCAAUGAUGUGUGCCAGUGGUUCAUCGACAGAGCGGACCUCAUCUUUGUCGUCUUUGACCCAACCAAGUUGGACGUGGGUCUGGAGCUGGAGAUGCUCUUCCGCCAGCUGAAGGGACGUGAGUCCCAGAUAAGGAUCAUCCUGAACAAGGCCGACAACCUGGCCACACAGAUGCUUAUGCGGGUUUAUGGGGCCCUCUUUUGGAGCUUGGCCCCACUCAUCAAUGUCACAGAGCCCCCGAGGGUGUACGUCAGCUCCUUCUGGCCACAAGACUACAAGCCCGAUACCCACCGGGACCUGUUUCUCAAGGAAGAGAUCUCUCUUCUGGAAGACCUGAACCAGGUUAUCGAGAACAGGUUGGAGAACAAGAUCGCCUUCAUUCGCCAGCAUGCCAUCCGGGUCCGCAUCCACGCCCUCCUGGUUGACCGCUAUCUGCAGACUUACAAGGACAAAAUGACCUUCUUCAGCGAUGGAGAGCUGGUCUUUAAGGACAUUGUGGAAGACCCCGACAAGUUCUACAUCUUCAAGACCAUCCUGGCAAAGACCAACGUCAGCAAGUUUGACCUUCCCAACCGCGAGGCCUACAAGGACUUCUUUGGCAUCAACCCCAUCUCCAGUUUCAAGCUGUUGUCCCAGCAGUGUUCCUAUAUGGGGGGCUGCUUCCUGGAGAAGAUUGAGCGGGCCAUCACACAGGAGCUCCCCGGCCUCCUGGGAAGCCUCGGGCUAGGAAAGAAUCCAGGUGCUCUCAACUGUGACAAAACAGGGUGUGGCGAGACCCCAAAGAAUCGCUAUAAGAAACACUAGGUCACCGUGUCUCCUCUUCUGGGGUUCCUGUUGGUGGAUGAGCUUGUGUCCUGUCUGAGAAGUCCUGGUUUAUUAACCCUUUGAGCCACACUGGCAAGAAUCCUUACAUGCCGGAGAUUUGGGAGUUAAUUGAGGCCAGUGGUGGGGGAGCGUGUGGGUCAAGGGAGGCAAGAGGAAACUGUGAAUUAUA